Messenger RNA from Topomyia yanbarensis, 1874 nucleotides. RefSeq lists its product as uncharacterized. Gene Ontology annotation, molecular function: protein binding. The transcript is spliced from 2 exons. The coding region runs from base 79 to 1710 and encodes 543 amino acids. The record is from RefSeq and is a predicted model, not a curated record. NCBI's taxonomy places the organism in Eukaryota, Metazoa, Arthropoda, Insecta, Diptera, Culicidae.
UCUUCAAAACAGUGUUGUCCGGCGCAAUCAGUUCAGUUCAAUAUUUUUGUUGAUAAGUUUUAUCUACAAUCUUUGAAAAUGUCAAUCGCUGCAUUACCGGCAGAGAUCCUCCAGAAAAUAUUCGAUUACCUACCGCGAUCUGAGCAGCUACAGAAAACUCGCAUCAGCCAUCGCUGGAAUGAGCUGGUACUGCGCGAAACAUAUCUGAUCCUGGCCUAUGGUGACCAGCUGAUCAGCGAACGGAUACUUCGUCGAACGGCGCGUGGCUACUGCUGCUUUUCGGUUGAAUUCAGCGAGUCAUAUGAGGAAAUACGAUCGAGAUUGGCUAUUUGUGCACAAAAGUUUGCCCUGCGAAAGUUGAUCCUGGACGGCAUUCAAACGUAUGCUCUGGUCAGCUUUGUUGGUGAAUACCGCGGAUGGCUGCGUAGUUUGGUUCAGCUAUCGGUGACCGUAUCCAACCGAGUAGAUUCGAGUGAAACUGAUGUGCGGCUAGAUCUGCCAAGAUUGCGUAUACUGUCGUGGACCUACAACACAGAAGGAGGUAGUACUGCACUUCCAGUGUUUCGGUUAAACGCUCCCUUACUUGAAGAUGCGUUUGUAGAAUGCGUAGAAGUAGAUCGCACUCCACUAGUCUUGGAAAAUACGGGAAGACUCAAGUCACUUGGACUGUUCGUUCCGAAGAUGGUGGGAAGUUUAUGCCCAGAUGGACUCUAUACGCUGAAUUGUUUGAGGCUUUAUAACUCAACAAGACCAUUCGAAUGGGGCACUAAGCAUUGCAAACUACCACUGUUGACAACAUUAGAAUUGUGCGGAUGUAUAGUAAACAGUCACUCAUUAGCAUUUAUAAGAAAUUUCCCAAAACUGGAGACACUGGUAAUACAAACAGAACAGACUAACCCAAUAAACCUGAGUGUCAUUGCUAAUUCGUUAAGCAAUCUCAAACAAUUGCGUCUUUUCGAUGUUAAAUAUACCCAUGGACCGGAAGUUGUAACAUUCCCUUCACUUCAAAUACUCGACAUCAAUGAUAUACAAGGGCAAGUUGAGUAUGGACUGGAGAUCAAUGCGCCCCACUUGAUGACACUAAAGGGAACGAACCUUAAUUUGAAUAUGUUAGAACUGACGAAUUACGCCACCGUUCGGUCUUUGAUUAUCUUUGGUCUUUACCUCAACUUUCCGCGGCCACGCUUGUUCGAAUCCGUUAUGAUACUCUACCUGGACGUACCAUGCAUUGCAUCGAAUUCAAUCUUUGGCCUAAACCCUCCAGCAAUACUGCUUUCCGAGUGUCUACACCAAUUCCCGAAUCUGACUCGCCUUACGGUCGUUCUGCACGAUAAGCGAACACCCGUCAACAUUAGUGGAUUUCUUUUGGCAGUUAGUUUCGUUAACCUGCGGUAUCUACAUCUUCGAGAUUUCGAUUUGGAUUACAACUUUCUAGUAGGAAUAAAAAAGGCAAACAAAAUGCGGACACUGGUCUUGCAGGACGGUGCCCUCAGUACAACGGCGGACAACCAACCGUUGCAUUUCUCCGAGCUGCAGCAUUUCUUCGUUCGAAACGUUAAAAUACCGAAGAACAUUACAGUCUUUCCGGUGCUCUAUCCGUCAACGGAUAUGAUUCUAUCGCUGGCAGACGGCAAUGUGUUCAGCACUCACUACUGGGAUGAAAGUGUCGUAAAAUCUCGAGAGGAUUAUCUCACAUAUUUACGGUGGUAGAUACGAGAUUGGUACUAUUCAUGUUUGUUACCAGAUUUCAUCGCAGCAUUGUUGUUGAUAAUGCUCUUCUGAAUUUAGAAUUGAUGAGAUUAUCGGGUCGAAUUGUUAACUCGUUUUUGAGAAGCAAAGUUAUAAGUGUGUUACAUUUGCGGAGAAAAUAUUAA